Gongylonema pulchrum is the source of this 213-nucleotide messenger RNA. The record is from the annotation of a GenBank genome assembly. NCBI's taxonomy places the organism in Eukaryota, Metazoa, Nematoda, Chromadorea, Rhabditida, Gongylonematidae.
AUGAGCGCGGAACGCCCUGUCGCCGUAUCGCGUCUGGAGCUGCUAGGAGUACGAGUUUGCGAGCGAUUGGAUGAGAGCAUACAACUGUUGCUGCUGUUCCGAGCACAUACGGCUGCCGCUGCGGCCGAAACGUCACCGUUUGCAAUGCUGCCGAUGCCUGGUUCAGAUGGCGUAGCUUCCCGGAAACGGCCAAUGGGGAUGCCACCGUUGUAG